AUGGAGAAAUUUUAUACAACCCUUCAUUCAACCAUUGAGCAAGUACCUCUCCAUAAUUUUCUAGUUAUAGCUGGUGAUCUGAAUGCUAGACUAGGACCCGAUGAGACCAAGUUUACUUUCAACUCUAAAACCAAUCGGAACGGAGAAAUGCUCAAAGACUUCUUGGAGGAAUUUAAUCUCUACACCUCCAACAAUUCUUUUAUGAAACCAAAAGGUCAACUUUGGACAUUUGAGUCCCCACUUGGUGAUAGGGCACAAAUUGACUACCUCAUCUUUCGAAAGAAAUGGCGCAAUAGUGUUAAAGACUCGAGAUCCUACUUUUCCUUUAGUUCUGUCGGCUCUGACCACAGAAUUGUAUCAGCUACCGUUAAGCUUAGUCUUCGCUCAUCCAAAAAAACUAAGCCUCACCCGAUGAAAAUGAUCGACUGGGAGGAAGUCUUAUCUAACCCCGAUAUGUCCAAACAAUUUACUAUUGAGGUCUAUAACACAUUUCAAUCUCUGUCUACUUCUGAAAUAGAUGCUGAGAACAUUGAAGAAGUAUACAGCAGCCUCAUCAAAUCAAUAGAGGAAGUUGCACUGGCUACUCUUCCCAAAAAGAAGAGUAGGGGCCAGAGCAAACCUUCUAAUUCCCCAAAUGUCAUCGAAGCCAGAAACCAUCUAAAGUCUAUAUCACUAGCUUACCACCGUUCUCCAUCCCAGUCACUGAAGAUCCAACUCAUAGCUGCCAAGAAGAAUCUUCCAA
This is a messenger RNA of Octopus sinensis (East Asian common octopus), 742 nucleotides long. RefSeq names its product craniofacial development protein 2-like. The annotation marks the transcript as partial. The transcript has a single exon. NCBI's taxonomy places the organism in Eukaryota, Metazoa, Mollusca, Cephalopoda, Octopoda, Octopodidae. The record is from RefSeq and is a predicted model, not a curated record.